Molecule: messenger RNA, 997 nt
Organism: Micromonas commoda
Lineage: Eukaryota; Viridiplantae; Chlorophyta; Mamiellophyceae; Mamiellales; Mamiellaceae
Exons: 1
Coding region: 341-769 (142 amino acids)
Molecular function (GO): antioxidant activity
Source: RefSeq, a predicted model, not a curated record
GCUGGGCCGCGCCAUACGCGACAAUCCGGCGCUCGUCAGUCCAGUCACGGUAGGGACGCUCACGUCCCUUCUCAUCGUCGGCGCCUUCGUCGUUCCGCACGCCAGGGCGCAGGGCGACGGUUCCUGAGAGCGCGGGAUGGCGAGCGUCGCCACCGUCGGCUUCGCGGGAUCCGCCAUUCGAAGCUCCCUUCGCGACCUCGCCGGCGCGUCGCUGACGCGGCUGCCCCUCGCCGACGGCGCCGCCGCCGGCGUCGUCAGGGCCGAGACCCUCUGGCAGGAGCGACCCGCCGUGGUCCUCGUGCUGCGCAGGCCCGGGUGAAUCAUGUGCCGUUCGGAAGCCAUGAGACUGCACGCGCUCAAGCCCAAGUUUGACGCGUUGGGGUGCAAUCUCGUGUGCCUUCUGAAGGAGAACAUACCCGAGCAAGUGGAGUCGUUCCUCGCGGGCUCGGGAAAACACGGCGAGUUCUGGGGCGCGGACACGCCGCUGUACAUGGACAACGACAUGGCGUUCUUUCGGGCGCUCGGCGGCGGCAAGCUGCGCAAGGGCGGCCUCUCGUCGUUUCUGCCCUUUGCCGGGUUCUGGAAGAGAUACGCGAAGAUCAAAGACGACGUCGCGGACCAUAACCUAGAGGGCGAGGGAACCAUCAAGGGCGGGCUGUACGUGGUGUCCAAGGCGGGGAUCCACUACGAGCACUUCGAGAAGGACUUCGGCGUGGUGGCGCCGCCGGAGGAGGUUCUCGCCGCGUGCGAGGCUGUCACGAAGAAGUGAGUGACUUUUGUUAGCGAAGGAGAAGCGACUUUCGGCGACGCCGACUCGCGGAUGAACCAACCGCGUCUCACCGGUGAUGCCGGCGCCGUAAACUCUCUCACGAUCGAACGCAUCGCGAGACGGCGCCGGGCGGAUGAGAUUGAGACGCGGGGGUUCGCCCGCGGUGUCGGACGGCGACGGGACCGAGCGACUUUUAGUGCGAGUGCGAAACAUUUUUUUUUUCACAUU